AUGCCUAUUAACAUUAACCUCGUCAACGCCCUGACUCUGGCCAUGUCGGUCUCGCCUGCCGCCGCCGCUAUCAAGGGUUUCAACUACGGUGCGAAUUUCAACGAUUACUCUGUCAAGACGCAGGCAGAUUUCGAGGCUGAAUUCAAGACCGCUCAGGGUUUGGAGGGAACUGAGGGCUUUACUAGUGCUCGUUUGUACACUAUGAUUCAAGGUGGAACUACCAACACUCCCAUUUCCGCCAUUCCCGCCGCCAUUAAAACGAACACUACCCUUCUCCUCGGUCUCUGGGCCUCUGGUGAUACUUUCAACAACGAAGUCGAGGCCUUGAAGACCGCAAUCUCGACCUACGGUUCCGAACUCGCCAACUUGAUUGUUGGUAUCUCUGUCGGUAGCGAGGAUCUCUACCGUAACUCGGAUAUGGGCAUCAAGGCCAAGGCCGGUAUUGGCAAGAACCCCGAAGACAUCGUCAACGGCAUCAAGGCUGUCCGAGCAACCAUCGCCGGCACAGCGAUUUCCCAUGCCCCCAUCGGUCACGUUGAUACCUGGACUGCCUGGUAUAACACAUCCAACAAAGAUGUUAUUGAUGCUGUCGACUGGCUCGGUCUUGAUGCCUACCCAUACUUCCAGAACACCGACUCUAACGACGUCACUAGCGGAAAGUCUCUCUUCCUGGACGCCGUCAACAAGAUCAACUCUGCUUCCAACGGCAAGUCUCUCUGGGUUACCGAGACCGGUUGGCCCGUCAGCGGUAAGCAGGAGAACUUGGCCGUUGCUUCUGUCGAAGCCGCAAAGACCUACUGGGACGAGGUUGGAUGUGGCUUGCUUUUCGACAAGGUCAACACUUACUGGUACAUCCUCCAGGAUGCUGCCAAGUCCACUCCCAGCCCUAGCUUCGGUAUCAUCGGCUCUGAGCUCACCACAACUCCUCUCUUCAACUUGACUUGCCCGGCUAUUGUUUCCACUUCUGCUACUAGCUCUGCUACUUCCACUGCUUCCAUGGGUAGCUCUACAGGUCCUUCCACCCAUACUGGCACCUCCGGCGCCGCCGCCACUGGUACUGCCGGCACCUCUGGCACCCCGGGCUCCGCAACCAGCCCCUCUGGCACAACCGGCACCGGCGCUUCAGGAAGCUCUGCAACCAAGCCUGCCUUCACCGGCGCUGCUAAUACCGUCUCUGCUUCUGUGGCCGGCAUCAUCGCAGCCAUCUUCGCUGCCGUCGUUGCUUUUUAA
Messenger RNA from Talaromyces marneffei, 1230 nucleotides. RefSeq lists its product as uncharacterized. Gene Ontology annotation, biological process: carbohydrate metabolic process; cell wall organization. NCBI's taxonomy places the organism in Eukaryota, Fungi, Ascomycota, Eurotiomycetes, Eurotiales, Trichocomaceae. Gene Ontology annotation, molecular function: glucan endo-1,3-beta-D-glucosidase activity; 1,3-beta-glucanosyltransferase activity. The record is from RefSeq and is a predicted model, not a curated record. The transcript has 3 exons. Gene Ontology annotation, cellular component: cell surface; fungal-type cell wall; extracellular region. Bases 1 to 1230 code for a protein of 409 amino acids.